AUGCAGCACACACUGUCCCGGAGAACCAACUUGUUCCUAUCGACAACGUUGAUCCUGUCAGUCAAGCUGUCGUAUUAUCAUCCGGAAUCGCGCGAUCAUGAGCAGCAGCUCAUCUCAACAUUCCCGAAGAAUCAAGUCCAGGAGUCAGUGCCAACAAUCCUACACUUCGGCUCUCAGGAGACUAACCUUCACCACGAUCAGGUGGCUGCGUUCGCUGCAAGCGCCGACUCUCCUGGCUGGUUUGAGGAGGAGGCUCGGAACGUUUCGCGGGCGAUUUCUCACAUCUCACCCGAGCAUCAGACAACUGUUGAACCACCAACCAUGUCGACAUCAAGAUCCCGAGCGCAAGAUUCUAUCACGAGCUCUGUGGUCACGUCACCUGUGAGCGUUUCAAACUUCAUCAGAAGGGGUUCAGCUCCAGAAGAUGCCACUUCAUCGCCCACAGACAUUUGGUACAAUUGCGCAUCAGAGUUCCAUGCCGAUGGCAUACUCUGUGAGGGAUAUGCUGACAGCACUCUACUCCUUUAUGAACCUCUUGAUCAGAUCUCCCUCCUUUUGCACCAUUACUUUUCGCUCGUUUGUCCAAUAAGCUCGUCAUUCGACUCCGGCCAGAGUCCUUUUCGAUCAAAUGUCCUGGGAAUGAUGGUAGGCUCACGCCUACUCUUUCUUUGCGUCAUGAACAUGUCCGCCUCCCACUUCCAUAGAGACGACUACACCUCGACCACGCCUCUAAGCUUCCAGACCGAGGCAAUCUCCGAGAUCUCAACAGAGCUGUGCAAGAUCAACAAUUCUGCAAUGGUCAACUCUGGCGAGACGACCAUUGACCAAACAUUGUCUUUAUUGUCGUUACCGUAUCCUGUGAAGGAUGAAGUGCUGCUAGGCAUAAUCCUGCUCGGAAUGACCUCGGUAAGCCCCAUGCCCAUUUCAAGGUGA
Colletotrichum lupini is the source of this 933-nucleotide messenger RNA. RefSeq lists its product as uncharacterized. The record is from RefSeq and is a predicted model, not a curated record. Lineage: Eukaryota; Fungi; Ascomycota; Sordariomycetes; Glomerellales; Glomerellaceae. The transcript has 3 exons. Bases 1 to 933 code for a protein of 310 amino acids.